Penaeus monodon (black tiger shrimp) is the source of this 2372-nucleotide messenger RNA. RefSeq lists its product as uncharacterized. The transcript is spliced from 3 exons. The coding region runs from base 87 to 1637 and encodes 516 amino acids. The record is from RefSeq and is a predicted model, not a curated record. NCBI's taxonomy places the organism in Eukaryota, Metazoa, Arthropoda, Malacostraca, Decapoda, Penaeidae.
UAUCAGAUGCCAGAGCAUUUCCUCCAGUUCACCGCAGAACCUCGUAGGUGUGAUUGAGUUACUUCUGGAAAGAGAUAGACUUCGGAAUGAAGAUUCUCGUUUCCUGCUUUACAAUCUGUACUUUGUUAUCUGCUGCGACCUCGAAUAAGCUCCUCAGAGAUACUGGACAAGGAGAUUCCGAAGAGAAAAUCGUCUUCCACAAGCCUUCAGAUUCUUCUUCUUCUGGAUUCAUAGUAAAGGUUGUCCCUGCACAUUUAAAGGUACAAGGAACAGCUAAUGAGAGAGAAUAUUUAAUGGUACAAGGAGCUAGUGGGAGAGUCGAUGAUGAGAUCAAGAAGAUGGGGGGAAAGGAAGAAGAGGAGAAAGGUUUUUUGGAAAGGAAUGCGGAAUUUUGUGAAUUAAGUCAACACUUGCUCGAUUGCAACUUCAAGGGGAAGAAGUUGGUUAGAAUUAAGGAUUUUCCAGAUGAUGAAGGCAUUGAAAAACUCCUUGUAAGGAACGCCUUUGAAGUGUUUCUAUCGGGGUCCGUGUGCUCCGAUCUCGUGCUGGAGGACAUCGGGAACGUGACGGUCGAGGGGCGUCUGCCGUCCGACUGCCCGGGAGGGAAAGUGCUCGUGCUGAAGAACGUCUCCCUCAAUCGUCUACCGGAAGCUGUGAAUUCGGUCUACGUUUUCACUUCCUAUAUUGAGGAGAUGGCCUUGCAUGUUACAGAUACGUUUCUGGUGAGAGAGAGUAAAAUUGGGAGCCUAGACGUCUCGACGACUUUGAAAAGCGAAGUCAAUGUUACAAUAAAUCAGACUAAAGUCGAUCUGAUGCAAAAACUACGCGUGAGCAAUCGCUCCGCGUUAUUUUUAUCCAACUGCACUUUUGGCAGCAUACGAAAACAUGCGGUGGUACUUGGUUCGGGUAACCAUGUGGUCCGUGACGUCAUAAUAAAACAUCCCUCCUCGACUGCACCCAACAUCGAUCUGAGAGGUGAAGCAGAAUUGACAAUUACAAAUCUUACAGGCUCCAUGAAAAUUGUCCACGAACCUUGCUCUCCUGUUGUACACCAGGCCCCUUGCUCUCUGCCACCCCUUAAGGAUACAGCCUCAAGUCAUUCUUCUGUCCAUUCAGUGAAAGAAAAAUCAAAAGAGAGAGACUCAGUAUCUAGGUGUGUGAUCAUCCAGAGCGGGAAGAAUUUCGAAAACUGCCAGAUGUUUGUGAUAUUGUUUACAUUCUCGGUCUUCCUAAACAUCGUCCAGCUGCUAUUUAACCAGCCACGGGAACUCCUCAUGAAAAUGUUUCGUAUCGAAUCGUCAGCCUCCGGUCGUCCUGACAGUUCGAGGCCUAAAAGGGACAGCACACUAAGCGAAGACGGAGAUGUACCCUUUCUCCCUGACGAAGACAUCGUCGGUAGAAAACGAGGCGUGUCCUUUCCGGGUGACAGCAAGGCGGUCAUAGAAAACGGAGAUCCCUUCGACAACCCAAUCUUUGUCAGCGAAAUUCAGAUGAUCGAUGAGAGACGUCCAAGAACUUACCGGCAUAGUCUGAGUGUCGAUUCAAAGGAUGAAGCAGAUAUAUUUCUAAAAGGAUCGGAGUCUAAGAAAUCUUUUCUGGUUCCACGGCGACGCAUUCGGUCUAGCAACAGUUCAUAGAGGACUUUUUAUCUGGUAUCAGUAGUCGUUGAUAACGAUGAUUAGGCUAAAGAAAAUAAGCAUUUCCUUCGGUAUUGGUCUAACACCGAUGGUGUAUAUCGGUCGGCCCAGAUUACAAGGGACUGUGUUUAUUUUAAUGUAACAUUCAUGAUUUUCAAGUUUAGAUAGUUAUAAGUAAGUUGACCCUAAGCCUCGUAAAUCCGAGGUAUAUAAUAAAGAAUGAUAACUAUUAAAAACAAGAAAUUGAAAGAAAAAAAUCAAUGCUAUCUUUAAAUGCGGUGGAUUUUACCGGAAGCUUUGUGCAUCGCUUCAUUUUACUCUCAAAUAAAUUAUGCAAUAAAGGGUUAAUUCGUCUGAAUAGUACUGAUAUACACUUGGAAAUAAAAUAACAACAUUCAGAUCACACGGAAGUACAGUAGCGGAGUAGGCAAAUGCAUAUUUCUUUGUCCAUGUGACCUAAUGGAAGCCGUAAAUGUAACAGAUAAAUCGUAAACUACACGAUCAUGCAUUUUACAUAGUUGGAAUUGGAAAUUAUUCGUCAUCUACGUAAUGACUUAAUUUCGUAAUAUUAUUAAAGGAUGUACAGUUUUCUACAUUACACUGUGAGCUUCGAAUGCAAGUGUAAAAUCUAUGUCACUGUUAUAAGAUUAUGCGUUUAUAAUCUCUCUUUAUUUUCAGUUAAAACUUAACUCAUGUUUAUAAACAAUUUGACAUUAUAUUAAUCACUGUAUUAAA